AUGUCUGAAACUAGUGAAACAAUUUUAAGUAUCUCGCUGUUAAAAAACAGUAUUGAAACUAUACUUACAAAUAUUGAAGAAUUAGAAAGGAUUAAAUCCGAUAACGGAGAUUGGGGAAUACAUGUGAAUAGAUUGAAGCAACAAACAGAAAAGUUAAUAGAGAAAGUGGAGAGUGCGCCGUUAGAACAAUUAACUAAGGUGUUGAAGAAAAGAAAACUAAAACGUCAACGAAAGAAAUAUAAAUUAAAACAAAUCAAAGCUGAUGCUAAAAAUAGAACUACAUCCCAAAACAAGAAAUCAGAGAGAAUCUCAAACAUUCAACAAAGUAAUAAAUAUCCUUCGAAUCCGUCUUAUGUUAGAGACAUAUCUUCCGUAAAAAAGUGUCAUCAUAUUCGUUUGUUGAAGCAACAUGAUGCUCAACGUUUUCUCCGAACAUUUGAUUUAUUAAAAAAGCUACAUUUUUCACGUGGUCAGAACGUGCAUAAUACAAAAGAAUUUGCUGAACAACUACGUGAUUUGCGAAUAUUUUGGGGAAAAAUAUUAGAUGAAAAUAACAUAGAAUGUACACAAGAACGGCACGUAGAGGAUCAAUGGAAUGAGACUAUUUUCGGAUCCGCCGAACAUUCCUGCUAUGACGGUGAACAAAAAAUAAGCGACUUCCUACGAAUACGGCGCAUUUGGGAUAGCUACUUGACGCGUAGUAAAAAUGGUUCUUCUAUACCUGUUGGUUGGAUUUUUCCUAGUGAAAACGCCAGUUCAGAAUGGCAGCAAUACCGAAUCAUUUGACCAUGUGAAUGGUUGCGUUUACUUGUUUUUUAUGUAAUACUUUUUAAAUUAAUAAACUUUCACUACUUUUCAAAUAAAAUAUUGUAAACAAUACGUUAAAUUA
This is a messenger RNA of Bactrocera dorsalis (oriental fruit fly), 889 nucleotides long. RefSeq lists its product as uncharacterized. The record is from RefSeq and is a predicted model, not a curated record. Bases 1 to 786 code for a protein of 261 amino acids. NCBI's taxonomy places the organism in Eukaryota, Metazoa, Arthropoda, Insecta, Diptera, Tephritidae. The transcript has a single exon.